UGUAUAACCAGCCCCUCCCUUCUAUUAAUUUUUGCAACAAGCUUAGUCAAGACUAAAUAGCUAGCUAUAAUGGCCAGUCAACCUGAUACACAUGAGAGGAGUGAACUUCUCAUCCAUCAAGAGAAGUCUACAAAGAGCCGAAUCUCAACAAAAACCCUUGCCCUACUUGGUGCAAGUGUUGCUAUAGUUUUAGUAAUUGCAGUUGGUGUUGGUGUGGGAGUCUCAAUAAAUGCCAACCGUGCUGAAGACAGUGCCACUUAUAGCAAUGCAGCUGUAGCUGCUGAUGCUGAGGUUUGCUCUAAAGCAGGAGUGGAAAUGCUUAAGAAAGGAGGGAGUGCUGUGGAUGCUGCGAUAGCUGCUCAUCUUUGUGUGGGGGUUGUCAAUCUCCACUCUACUGGAAUUGGAGGAGGAGGCUUCAUGGUCUACUAUAAUGACACCAGCGGAGAGACAUUUGCUCUGGACUUUAGAGAGGUUGCCCCUAUGAAUGCGAGUACAAACAUGUACAAUAACACUGCUUCUGACAGUCACAUAAGAGGUGGUCUCUCUAUUGCGAUUCCUGGUGAGAUUCGAGGCUUUGAAGCUGCUUGGGAGAGAUUUGGAAAGCUAGAAUGGAAAGAUCUAUUUCAGCCAGCUAUUCGAAUCGCUACUGAUGGCAUUGCAAUCUCCAAUGCUGUGGCUAAAGCCAUUGCAUUUGAAGAAGAGUACAUCCUCUCUGGAAAUUAUUUAGGACUGGAAGAGUUGCUAGCUCCAGAAGGAAGUAUUCUACUUGAAGGUGACAUGCUGAAGCGUCCCCUCCUGGCUGAAACGCUCAGUAAGAUUGCCGACAAUGGUGCCAAUUACUUCUAUGAAGAUACAUUUAUGGAGCAGAUGGUCAGUGAGCUACAAGCAAAUGGUGCCAUCAUAAAUGCAAGUGAUUUCAUGGAUUACAGUGUGGAGGAGCGACUCGUCACCCGGGCAUUUUACGAUAAGUACGAUGUACUGGGAAUUUCCGCUCCUGGGGGAGGAUCUGUCCUUGGGCUCAUACUAAAUAUUCUUGAUGGCUAUGAUUUCAAGGAGGGGGAAUUGGAUGGCUUAUCCUCGCAUCGUAUUGUUGAAGCAAUGAAGUACGCCUACGCUCAGAGGCUGAAGCUGGGAGACCCUGCCUUUAACGACACAGUUAACCAAGCUGUUCAGUAUAUGCUAAAUGAAAGUACUGCAGAGGAUAUGAGGGGGAGAAUCAAUGACAGCAUGACGUAUCCUCCUGAUCAUUACAUUGAUCCGUUUAGUCCACUACAAGUUGCUCAUGAUCAUGGAACCUCUCAUCUUUCGGUACUUGCUGAGAAUGGAGAUGCUGUUUCAAUGACAAAUUCCAUCAACUACUACUUUGGCUCCAAAGUUCGCUCCUCCACUAGUGGAAUAGUGUUUAACAACCAGAUGACAGACUUCAACAUUCCUGGUAGAAGUGAUUCAUUCAACGAGAAAACCGUUAACUAUAUUGAGCCGAAAAAGAGACCUCUCUCUUCAAUGACGCCGACAGUGUUACUCGGUGACGAUGGAAUUAAGAUGGUGGUGGGUGCAUCCGGAGGAUCUCGUAUUACUACAAGUGUAGCACAGGUAAUCCUUAAUGUGCUCGGAUUUUCUCUUCCCCUAAACGAGGCCAUCUAUCGCAGGCGACUACAUCACCAGCUGAUCCCGAACUCUGUAUCAGUGGAGACUGAUUUCCCUGAAGACAUCACCAGCAGUCUGGAGUCGAGAGGGCACAUAGUACAAGUGAGCAAUUCCUCUGCAGUGGUCCAGGGAAUAAACGUGGUGGAUGGUGUGCUGCAUGCUACUAGUGAUCCCAGAAAGGGCGGAAAACCAGAUGGAUACUAACUAGCAAACAAUACUUAUGUCUUGAUAGUAGAUAUAGCAAUAAACCUUUUAGUAACACUGAAUAGGAUAUUAUUGUGAUACAUUUGUGUUAACAUCAUCUCUUACAGUUUUUUUUACUUAUUGAAUACGUUUAAAUUUGUGCAAAACCCAUUAUACAGUAGAUCAACAGUACGUACGUACAUAUGCAUGUACAAUUGAGAAGGAAUAACUUUGUUGCGUUUAUA
Molecule: messenger RNA, 2075 nt
Organism: Halichondria panicea
Lineage: Eukaryota; Metazoa; Porifera; Demospongiae; Suberitida; Halichondriidae
Product: glutathione hydrolase 1 proenzyme-like
Exons: 7
Coding region: 70-1851 (593 amino acids)
Biological process (GO): glutathione catabolic process
Cellular component (GO): plasma membrane
Molecular function (GO): glutathione gamma-glutamate hydrolase
Source: RefSeq, a predicted model, not a curated record